AUGAACAAAUUCGUUGCCGUCCUUAUCGCCGCCCUUGCCGCUUCUGCCCAAGCCGAGAACCGUCUUCUUCAGACCGCUGCCCCUGUCGCUGUCCCUGUGAUGACCGUCAUGACACCUGUCGCCACCCCAACUACCGGGUCGUCUUCUUCCGUCAAGUCUGCCAGCAGUUCCAAGUCCUCCUCUUCUCGCAGAAAGCUUCAAACCGCUUCCCCUGUUGCGGUUCCAGUCAUGGUUGUGACUCCCGUCGCCACCCCAACCACUGGAUCUUCUUCUUCUGUCAAGUCUGCCAGCAGUUCCAAGUCUUCCUCUUCUCGUCGUGUCUUGAAAAAGAAUCAAGACAAAGCAAUCAACAAAAUAAUCAAGAUGAACAAAUUCGUUGCCGUCCUUAUCGCCGCCCUUGCCGCUUCUGCCCAAGCCGAGAACCGUCUUCUUCAGACCGCUGCCCCUGUCGCUGUCCCUGUGAUGACCGUCAUGACACCUGUCGCCACCCCAACUACCGGGUCGUCUUCUUCCGUCAAGUCUGCCAGCAGUUCCAAGUCCUCCUCUUCUCGCAGAAAGCUUCAAACCGCUUCCCCUGUUGCGGUUCCAGUCAUGGUUGUGACACCCGUCGCCACCCCUACCACUGGAUCUUCUUCUUCUGUCAAGUCUGCCAGCAGCUCCAAGUCUUCCUCUUCUCGUCGUGUCCUAUAA
Molecule: messenger RNA, 690 nt
Organism: Cylindrotheca closterium
Lineage: Eukaryota; Bacillariophyta; Bacillariophyceae; Bacillariales; Bacillariaceae
Source: the annotation of a GenBank genome assembly